Megachile rotundata (alfalfa leafcutting bee) is the source of this 7062-nucleotide messenger RNA. It is a transcript of the gene GckIII, whose product is annotated as Germinal centre kinase III. Gene Ontology annotation, cellular component: cytoplasm. The record is from RefSeq and is a predicted model, not a curated record. Gene Ontology annotation, molecular function: ATP binding; protein serine/threonine kinase activity. Gene Ontology annotation, biological process: protein phosphorylation. NCBI's taxonomy places the organism in Eukaryota, Metazoa, Arthropoda, Insecta, Hymenoptera, Megachilidae.
UCGUUCGACUUGGUACAACAUUUUGUUAGGUAAAAUUUCACUUUCAAAUUCUACGGUAAAAUUGCCUCAUUUCGUAUUCGACCAAUGAGCGAACGAUACCAGGAUCGUACGAUUCGAGUUACGUUUCGAUAAUCAUUACAGUCAAGUAUGAUCGAGUGGGAAGUUUGAAAUUUACGUCUAUCCGUGUUUUCGAAACAAGCUAAAUUCGCUGAAACGGAAAGAAAAUAAAAGUUAACAGUAACUUCGAUUAACAAUGAUAGCGUAAAAACAGGUAGGAUCGGCAAAAGAGGGAGAAAAAAGUAAGGAUGUGGCGCGAGAAAACGAGAACCGUGCCUGAAAAGUGGUCGCGUCGCGUGUGUUCCGAAAAACCGCGGUCGUCUGUGGCAGUGGCACCCUUUCACAGCUGUAUCGGCGUCGCGCGCAUCUCAUUCGACUCGUUCCGCGACAGCAGAAAUCAAGAUGGCGCUCCUCUGUUUGCGGAUAGUUCUGCGACGGAUAUAAAUACGUGAAAAAAACAGUGCGAGAAACGGUUACGGGCAAUCGAGUAGGUCGUGGCGAUCGGUACACGAUAAUCGUAAAAGUUUGACCGGCUGGUAACGCGUCGCGAUAACCGUAAGGCAGGAUAGCCGGUAAAGCCGCAGCGGUAUUUCGAACGUCGGCGAAGGUGCUGUCGGUGCCCACCUGAGGAAUGCCAGAUUAUCCUCGCUAGGGCAACUCGCUCGGCAGGGGGAUGCUAAUCGCGUGAGGGAUCGCGUGCAAGUCGAUCGAAAGUGUUCUCGUCGGUGAUCCCCCGCCAAGGUGUACGGUCGUAUCUUCCGUGACGUAUGUGUGUCGCGGAGGGUUGCGAGACAGGUCGGUCGCGAGUGUCGUCGUCGUCGUCGUCGUCGUCGCCGUCGUCGCUGUCGUCGUGGUCGACUUCGUGUUCGUGUUCGGUGUGCCGCGAGUGGCGUUUUUCGCGGCUUCGAUGCGCUCUCGUCCUCCCCUGGAUUUCUGGACAGGCGAGAUCAGCUGCUGCUGGAACAACUAGUCCGGCGGCUCCGGGAGACGAUACCCUUCGACAGGAGCGGUGGGGCAAGGAGGUGCCGGAAGCAGCCGCGAGUCCGGAAGCAUAACGAAGAAGAUGGCCUUCAACGAGAAGGUGGACCCCGAGCUGAUAUUCACGAAACAAGAACGAAUUGGGAAGGGUAGUUUCGGUGAGGUGUUCAAAGGUAUCGACAAUAGGACCCAGCAGGUUGUCGCCAUCAAGAUCAUCGAUCUCGAAGAAGCGGAGGAUGAGAUCGAAGAUAUACAGCAGGAAAUCAUGGUGCUGUCACAGUGUGACAGCCCAUACGUCACCAAGUAUUACGGGUCCUAUCUCAAGGGAACGAAACUAUGGAUUAUUAUGGAGUACUUGGGUGGCGGCUCGGCCCUGGACUUGAUGAAGGCCGGUAGCUUCGAGGAAAUGCACAUCGCGGUGAUAUUACGCGAGGUGCUCAAAGGGUUGGAUUACCUUCACAGCGAACGAAAGCUUCAUCGUGAUAUUAAAGCGGCGAACGUUUUGUUGAGCGAAAUGGGCGACGUUAAAUUGGCAGACUUCGGCGUGGCUGGCCAAUUGACCAACACGACCAGUAAAAGGAACACUUUCGUUGGUACACCGUUUUGGAUGGCACCGGAAGUCAUCAAGCAAGCUUCCUACGAUUCCAAGGCUGACAUUUGGUCGCUCGGCAUCACGGCGAUCGAAUUGGCGAAAGGAGAACCACCGAACAGCGAACUGCAUCCUAUGAGGGUCCUGUUCCUUAUACCGAAGAACAAUCCUCCCCAGCUAACCGGAAAUUACACGAAGCAGUUCAAGGAGUUCGUCGAGGCCUGUCUAAACAAGGACCCCGAAAACAGGCCAACGGCGAAAGAGCUGUUGAAGUUCCAGUUCAUCAGAAAGGCGAAGAAAAACUCGUACCUGAUCGACCUCAUAGACCGGUACAAAAAGUGGAAGUCGCAGCGAAGCGAGGAAUCAGAAACGGAGAGCGAGAAUUCGGACUCAGAAGAGUCGAAGCAGGAUAGCGACAUGGACGAACCAUGGAUAAUGACCGUGAAAGGUCCACACGGUGUGAAAGGUUCCGUGGUGCCCAUGCUACCGCUGGACGAGCAACCAGCCUCGUUGACCUUAACACACACGCCGAACCACAGGUCCUCGAAUCACAAUCAGCAAACGAAGCCACACGCUAACGGAGCCUCGAGAUCUCCGCCAAAGGAUUCGACGUUGAAUCAUUACAGGAGCGAGUCGAGGGAUUCGGUACGCGAUGGCCAAGCAAAACACACGCCGUCCCGGCCACACGAGGCCGCGCCACCACCGCCCGUAGACACGCGAGAGAAACGAGAGGAUCGCGAUUACCGAGACUUCGAUCGAGAUUCCUCGUUGAGAGAAUUGAAGGAUAUGCGAGACACCAGAGACGCCAGGGACAGAGAGAGGGACAGAGAAGGACGGGAAAGGGACAGGGAUAGGGACAGAGGCAGGGAUAGAGAAUUCGGUUCGAGAGAGAAGACAAGGAGCGGCAAACGGGAAGUAUCUGUCGUACCUAUGGCAGACCAUAGGCCCGGUGAAGAGAAACAGAGACCGAGGAGCUCGCAGGAAUUGAAGCAUCCUCGAAGUGCAGCUCUUUCCGGUGUCCUUUUACCUCUCCUUGCCGAGCUUCAACGGAAGCAUCAAUAUUCGGCAAGAGACAAUAAUGGCGAGGGCGGAAGUGGUAUCGGCAAGAAUGGCGGAUCCACGAUAGAGGAACUACGCAACGCGUUUGAAACAGCGGAACGCACUUCACCUGGAAUGACAGAGACCCUUAUCAGGGAACUCCUCAAGUCUUUACUUCCUGCCAAUCACUCGGAGGGUCGUUUGUCUAUGCUGAUGGAAAAAGUAAUCCUAAGGGAUACGUAGGGACGCGAGAGAGCGAGGGUUCGCAAGAGAUUGUGGUCCGAAAACAUCCUGACGUUGUAAGGAUUCGUUGUAUCUCGUUUAACAGAGUUAUUAUUCCGUACGAGCCGGUACGUUGUUGACGAUUGCCAGGUGCGAACGUGAGAGGAGAGUAGAAGAAGAACGUCGCCGCAACGACCCGGACAUUUUUCUUUCCCUUUGGUCUGCCUAGACUAACCUAAGCAGCCGAACUCGUCACAGAGCGUUCUUCACUUUCGAUCGAUACAAGUCCGUCUUUUCUUUCCAAUUCGACGCAAAGUACUCGUAAAUUAUAGUUACGACGCUUUGCUUAAAAUUAACUCGUUCUACGAUACGAACGAACGAAUUUUCCAUUUUAACCAGAGAAACUUAGAGAUUUAUCUAUCGCAGUAUAAAGAAAAGAAAAAGAACAAAAAAAAAAGAAAUUAUACCAUCCAAUUGUCCUCGUACGGGGACUACAGUUAACGUUAAACAUUAAAAGAAAAAAGAAUAUUAGUCCCCCACCUAUCCUCGAUCGUUAAAGAUUAGUAUUUGAAAAAAAAAUAAGAGGAAAAGGCAAAGAAAAUGUAGGAGAUAGUUGAGAAAUAUUUUUACAAAUCGUGCAACCACCCGUUCAGGAUUCUUCGUACGUUCUUCGUGUUCGGUGUUCGACGCAACCUCAAACAGCGAAAGAUGAUGUAGCGUAGAUUUCGACAAACGUGUCUGGUGUAUAACAAGAAACAGGAAAAAUGAUAAAGGUUAAUCGUUGAAGGUAUCAUCUUGCCUCGUUGUAGACACAUCCGGAACAUGCACUAUCACCCAUAUCACUGGAACGUCUAAAUCGUAUCUAACUCGCGUUGAUUCCUUUUUCCGAGUAUUUUUAAGUGUUCGAGAACUAAACGCUUUUAACGGACUGUAAAGUUAGACAAUAUUUAUUUAAGCGGUUUAUAACUGACGGGAGACGAAAGUUCGGUUAACAGAGGAAGAAGAGAACUGCUGUUUAAACGAAUGCCUUCCUGUCGCUUCCUGGCGUUAGUGCACGUUUCGGAUCUGAUGGAGAAUCGAGAAAGGAAGAAGAGCAGCGCCUCCGUGAUCCGGAGGCAUUGUAAAUAUGUAUGUAGCACGAUAAGAUAGUCUUAUUGUUCUAACGAUCGACGUCUCUGCCAGUCGGUUGCGCAGCUCCGUAACGCGAUCCCGUUUUACCCUCUACACCUCUGAUAUUUACAAGGAACAUCAGCCAAUCGUCUUCUUUCGCUUUCGAUAUAAGUUUGCAGGUUUAUCAAACUAUCGAUAGAAAGUCAGCUUCGAAAGUAGCAAUUUUCGAAGAGUGAUUUUACCUUCUUAAAUUUGAUCCAGCUUCUUGAAAAGUUUUGUCAAAUUUAGAAUUACCGUUUGACUGAUAUUUCUUGUUAAUUUCCUAUGAAACACGAGUCCAGUUCAGACACGGUGGUAAGCGGUAUUCUAUUCGAGCGAGUGGUAGCGCGUGAACCACACGGAACAUCUGUGCUUUUUUCAUUUUUUUCUUUCCUCCCGAGAACAGAGAGAGCUCUUCCAUUAGUUUCGCCCGGGUAGAGUUCUUCGGUGAGCCGUUCCACGAUCGAGCCAGAGCUGUGAUAACUCCCGCGAGACGUCGGCACUUAAUCCACGUUGUUUGUAAACUAAUGUAUUUUAUAAAGUAUAUAUUAUAUAUAGAGAGAGAAAAAGAAACGCGAUGAGAUUCUUCGCAAAGAAAGAUAGAACCAGAGAAAUUAAAUAAUCUUGGCAGAUACAUGGAUGGUCGCGAAAAACAACACGUUCACGCGCCAUCUUGACAGAUUGAAACGAAGAAACGUAAGAGAGUGAUAGAAUGCAAGAGAGAGAGAGCAAGAGAACGCGUGUAUGUGUAAAAGAGUGAAAAAGAUAAGAGAACGAAAAUGCGUUCAGCGUUACGCGAGGGUGGAAAUUAACGUAAAAAAUUGUAACGAGAACAUUAGUAUUAAUUAACAGGAAAUCGUGCUGAAAUGAAGAGAAAGGUAACAGAGUGACCUAACUAUCGUAAGCACGCAAGUACAUGUUACGUAGUUGCGUUUUAUUCCAGUCAGCGUGACGGUCAAUAGGAGGAAACCGUACGAACUCCUGCGAUUAUUAUUAUCAAUAUCAUUAUUAUUAUUAUCAUUAUUAUUAUUAUUAAUAUUAUUAUUAUUAUUAUUAUUAUAUUAACAUUGCCGGCGACGAUGAACGAGAUUAAUUGUUAGAACGUGAACACCUCUGAUCUCCGCUUUUACCACUUCCUGUUGUUUUCUUCUCUUUUUAUCCUCAAGAUUCGUUCUCCCGUCGUCUUUUCCACGAUUCGUCGUUCUUGUACUUUUCCUUUUUUUCUUCUGAAUCAAGAAGGAACGAAAAGACGAAACGAUAUCGUAGGAUGAUCUUAACUAUCCUUUAAUCGAAUUAUCUUAGUUGAUAUUGCUACACUUGUCUAUUGUUAAUAUUACUAAUUUAUCCAAGCCUUAUUUGUUGUUUCACCGUUGGGUUAGGUUUUCUUUUCGAUGACUUUUUACGACGGUCGCUACACCCCAACCCCCCGAGUCAUCCUCAUAAAAAGCUGCCAUAAACGCUUACCGGCUACGCUCUAAUAAUAAAGAACUCAGAAAACUCGAAACAAUUUUCAACGAAUUAUCUUCCCGUAUUUCUUCUUCCGAUCCUUGCAACGAACAACCACACCGAUACGGUUUAAAACGCGUGUCGAUCGAAAAAUCGACGAGAGUAUUCUCCUCGUCUAGAUCGUUUAACUUUCUAAAAUCGAACGAGUGCUGCUUCGAUUUCUUUCUCGUGUGCUCGAACACAAUUUCGAUCGCGUGUAGAACGUAUGGCUGUGUAUGCGAGCGUGUUUUAACCCCUUGACGUACAACUUGAUUAAUAAAGACUAUUUCAUAUAGAUGCCGUUCGAUUUCAUUGAAAUUUAUAUAUGUACGUAUAGGUGAAAGCGUUCGUUAAUGCAUUCCUUACCUUGUAAAGUGGAAUAAAUCUAUGACUGCGACGCGUCGAGUGUCUCUUUCCAUCGGAUAACGUUUGUGGAAAUAUUGUUUCGCGCCAAGGGGUUAAUCUUCGGGGCGUAGCGGUCGAUCUCUUGUGUCCAGAUAGAUAAUGGUUGGUCUAUCAAAGAAAUUCUCGAAGAGGUGGUUCACCGCGGACGUUCAUGUUCUUAGCAAGUAUUAGACCUUUCUUGUCGUUUAACAUGUUGACUAGCAUGGAGGUCACCGGUGACCGUCGUUAAUCGAUACCACUGAAAUUGCACCAAUAUUUCGGAAUACCAAAACGAGGAAAUAAAUUAAAUGAUCAAUCUUUAGAGUCUCUCCAGUUUGUUAUUUAAAAUUACCGACGCAAUUUUAGCGACAUUUAGAAUUUCGGGUCAACGCAUUGAUCGCUUUCAACAGCAAUAAAUUAGAUAGCGCGUUCUAGUUCCACUAAUAACGGUUUUAACAAACAGAUUCGACGAAUGUUAAUAUUUAGAUGCGAAGAGUUAGCGAGACAAUGUCUGAUCAAAUUUCGAAACGUUAUCGAGAGAGUUUAUCUGAAUUUGUGCACGCUCGUAGAAAGAAAACGGAUUUCCGCGUGAAACACCAAGUCGAAAUCUCAUUUUCAUUUGGGAACAUGUUUCUUUAUCUUUGUUCCAUAGCCAUACGUUUACGAAAAGAAUAUUUUCUACGUGCACCAUGCUUUCAUCGAACGUUUACGAAAGAUCGAUCGUUCAAGCUUUAUCUUCCUUGUGUAAAUCGUUUUGAUAGAUCAUCGUUUAAGAAGUGCUGUGAUCUCGAGUUUCGUUGCUUUUAGUUUGCAUAAACGACGAUACAGAACGAGAAUCGAAGAAAGAUCGUGAUCGUUUUUAUUAUUAACGAUUCGCAUCACGUUCAAUCCGAAUUACGUGUCCUACUGUAACCCAGCACUCUUCUUUGUAUUAUAUUCUUAGCUAUUAUCCAAUAAUAUAUUCAGCGUUAUAUCAUCGUGGUAACAAUAACAUUAACUAUCGACGUAGAAUAUAAAUAUAUAUAUAAAUACAUAUAUAUAUAUAUAUAUUUUUUGUAUUUUACUUCUACCUUGGCUGCAUUGGACUGUAUUAUAUUGAUUGUAUGUGGCAUGCUAAGGGCGUGUACAAAUACGAAAUAAAGAUUAAAUAAAUCACGAAU